GCAGAGCGCUUGCGCCCUCGGAAUUCCCGUCAGGACGCGUUCUUGCUACCUCCCUUCCUCCCUCCCUCCCAGCGGCCCCCCCCUCCGCCAGCUGCGCGCGCCCGGUGGGCGUGGGAGGAGGCGUGGAAGCAGGGAGGGGGCGGGUGUCGCGGGAGGGAAGGAGCGAACCGGAGAGCCUCGUCCUGAGGAGGAGUGAAGGCGGCAAAAUGGCGGACCGCUUCUCCCGCUUCAACGAGGACAGAGACUUUCAGGGUAAUCACUUUGAUCAGUAUGAAGAAGGACACUUGGAGAUUGAACAAGCAUCCCUCGACAAGCCUAUCGAAUCGGAUAAUAUUGGACACCGCUUACUCCAGAAACAUGGGUGGAAGCUGGGCCAGGGAUUGGGAAAAUCUCUUCAGGGGAGAACAGACCCUAUUCCAAUCGUUGUCAAGUAUGAUGUCAUGGGCAUGGGUCGCAUGGAAAUGGAGUUGGAUUAUGCCGAAGAUGCUACCGAACGGCGUCGUGUCCUAGAAGUAGAAAAAGAAGACACAGAAGAGCUGAGACAAAAGUACAAGGAUUACGUUGACAAAGAAAAGGCAAUCGCCAAAGCCUUAGAAGAUCUUAGAGCCAACUUUUACUGUGAACUCUGUGAUAAACAGUAUCAGAAACACCAGGAAUUUGACAACCACAUUAACUCUUAUGAUCAUGCACACAAGCAGAGAUUAAAAGAUCUCAAGCAGAGAGAGUUUGCCCGAAAUGUUUCUUCAAGGUCCCGCAAAGAUGAAAAGAAACAAGAAAAAGCCCUUCGGAGGCUCCACGAGUUGGCAGAGCAAAGAAAACAAGCUGAAUGUGCGCCUGGAAGCGGUCCCAUGUUCAGACCAACCACGGUGGCUGUAGAUGAAGAUGGUGGAGAUGAGGAUAAAGAUGAGUCAUCAACAAACAGUGGUGCAAGUGCUGUUUCUUCUUGUGGCCUUGGAUCUGAAUUCUCCACGGAUAAAGGGGGCUCUUUCACUGCAGUACAGAUCACUAAUACCACUGGACUGGCACAGACUCCUGGGUUAGCCUCCCAAGGUAUCAGCUUUGGCAUUAAGAAUACUCUGGGGCCCCCACUGCAAAAAUUGGGAGUUUCAUUUUCCUUUGCCAAAAAGGCUCCUGUCAAACUUGAAUCAAUAGCAUCCGUUUUCAAGGACCAUGCAGAGGAAGGAACCUCUGAAGAUGGAGCAAAAACUGAUGAGAAGAGUUCUGACCAAGGGGUGCAGAAGGUGGGAGAUACUGAUGGGAGUAGUAAUCUUGAAGGGAAGAAAGAAGAUGAAGACCCUGCGGAUGGAGGGUCCCUUGCCUCAACACUGUCCAAGUUAAAAAGGAUGAAGCGGGAAGAAGGAACUGGAGCUACAGAGCCAGAAUAUUACCACUACAUCCCCCCAGCGCACUGCAAAGUCAAACCUAAUUUUCCCUUCUUACUGUUUAUGAGAGCCAGUGAACAAAUGGAAGGCGAUCAUAGUACACACUCGAAGAAUGCCCCAGACAACAAGAAAAGCAGCUCUCCUAAGCCUAAAGGUUGCAUUAAGGCAGCAGCAAACCAAGGAGUAGAAAAGGCAGUUGGUGAAGUUUCUGAGCCUCCGCAAAAGGAAACCGCUCUGGCUGAGCCUUCAGAGCCUGGAGACAAAUCUGAGUCAAAGAAGGCCUCAGGAGAGGGUAUAGGUGAGCAGAGUAUGGAGAGCCAGAAGACUUCAGAGAGCCAGACACGUGAAUCCAAUCCUAAAGAAGUUUCGCAGGCCACCUCAGCAGCAACAGCAGGCCAAGGACCCAAACAUCCCACUGGUCCGUUCUUCCCAGUUUUGAGCAAGGAUGAAAGCACUGCCCUCCAGUGGCCAUCAGAACUAUUAAUCUUCACCAAAGCAGAACCCUCUGUUUCCUACAGUUGUAAUCCUUUAUACUUUGACUUUAAACUUUCAAGAAACAAAGAUGCCAGGGCUAAAGGGACAGAAAAACCAAAAGAUGACGGAGGCUCCUCAAAGGAUCGUCUCCAGAGCCUUGAUCCUAGAGAGCCGGAUAAAAGUAAGGAGGGGGAGCAGAAUGUAGAACACUCCUCAGAAGGCAGAAUGGAUGAACCUGUCUCAGGGGCUGCCUGUAGCAGCCUGAACAAGCAGGAGCCUGGUGGUGGUCAUGGGUCAGAGACUGGAGACACAGGAAGAAGCCAUCUUAGCAAGAAAGAACCAUCAGGCAAGUCCCACAGACACAAAAAGAAAAAGAAACACAAAAAAUCCAGUAAGCAUAAACGGAAACACAAGGCCGAUGUGGAAGAGAAAAGUUCUAAGGCAGAGUGUGGAGAGAAAUCUAAGAAGCGUAAAAAACGAAAGCGAAAGAAGAACAAGUCAUCAGCCCCAGCUGAUUCUGAACGAGGACCCAAACCAGAACCGCCGGGGAGUGGUAGCCCUGCACCACCAAGACGACGCCGGUGCACCCAAGAUGAUUCCCAGCGGAGAUCCCUUCCUGCUGAAGAAGGAAACAGCAGCAAGAAAGAGGAUGAUGGAGGUGGUAGCAGUUCCCAAGAUCACAGUGGGAGGAAACACAAAGGUGAACCUCCAACUUCAUCUUGCCAGCGGAGAGCUGGCACUAAACGUAGCAGCCGCUCCAGCCGUCGGAGCCAACCCAGUAGUGGGGAUGAGGAUAGUGAUGAUGCCUCUUCUCACAGGCUGCAUCAGCAGUCUCCAUCCCAGUACAGUGAGGAAGAGGAGGAGGAAGAGGGGGAAGAAGAGGAGGAUGAAGACGAAGACUCAGGCAGUGAGCAUUCUCGUAGCCGCUCUCGGUCUGGCCGUCGCCCUUCCCCACACCGUUGCUCCAGGCGUUCUUACUCGAGCAGCUCUGAUGCUUCUUCAGACCAGAGCUGCUAUAGUAGGCAGCACAGUUACUCUGAUGAUAGCUACAGUGACUACAGUGACCGGUCCCGAAGGCACUCAAAGCGCUCUCAUGAUUCAGAUGACUCAGACUAUGCCAGCUCCAAACACAGGUGCAAACGACACAAAUACUCAUCAUCCGAUGACGACUAUAGCCUCAGCUGCAGCCAGUCCCGAAGCCGAUCUCGGAGUCAUACGAGGGAGCGCUCAAGAUCCCGGGGCCGAAGCCGCAGCAGUAGCUGUAGUCGGAGUCGAAGCAAGAGAAGUCGCAGCACUACAGCCCACAGCUGGCAGCGAAGCCGGAGCUAUAGCCGAGACCGAAGCCGUAGCACCAGGAGCCCUUCCCAGAGAUCAGGCUCCAGAAAAGGGUCGUGGGGUCAUGAGAGCCCAGAGGAGAGGCGCUCUGGCCGUCGGGAUUUCAUUCGGUCGAAGAUCUACCGCUCCCAGUCUCCCCACUAUUACCGAUCAGGUCGGGGAGAAGGUCCUGGAAAGAAAGAAGAUGGCAGAGGAGAUGACAGUAAAGGAACAGGCCUGCCCUCCCAGAAUAGCAAUACUGGCACAGGAAGGGGAUCAGAAAGUGACUGCGGUCCUGAAGAUAAGAAUUCUGUCACUGCCAGGCUGCUAUUAGAGAAGAUCCAGUCCAGGAAAGUGGAGAGGAAACCCAAUGUGUGUGAGGAGGUGCUGGCCACCCCUAAUAAGGCUGGGCUCAAGUACAAGAAUCCCCCACAAGGUUACUUUGGGCCUAAGCUCCCCCCUUCUCUUGGUAAUAAGCCUGUCCUUCCACUGAUAGGGAAGCUCCCAGCUACCCGGAAGCCCAGUAAGAAAUGUGAAGAGUCUGGAUUGGAAAGGGGUGAAGAGCAGGAACAGUCAGAGCCAGAAGAAGGGUCCCCAGGGAGUGGUGAUGCUCCAUUUGGGCAUCAGUUCUCCUCAGAGGAAACAGCUGGUCCCUUAUCAGACCCUCCCCCAGAAGAGCCAAAGUCUGAAGAAGCUACUGCUGAUCACUCUGUGGCUCCGCUAGGUACCGCAGCACACACUGACUGCUAUCCUGGGGAUCCAGCCCUCUCCCAUAACUACCUCCCUGACCCCAGUGAUGGGGAUACUCUGGAGUCUCUGGAUAGUGGCAGUCAACCAGGCCCUGUGGAAUCCAGCUUGCUGCCUAUAGCCCCAGACCUUGAGCACUUCCCCAGCUAUGCUCCCAGUGGAGAGCCUAGUGUUGAGUCAACAGAUGGGACUGAGGAUGCUUCCUUGGCUCCUCUAGAAAGCCAGCCCAUCACCUUCACCCCUGAGGAGAUGGAGAAGUACAGCAAGCUCCAGCAGGCUGCACAGCAGCACAUCCAGCAGCAGCUUCUGGCCAAACAAGUAAAGGCCUUUCCAACCUCAGCAGCCCUGGCUCCAGCCACACCAGCCCUGCAACCUAUCCACAUUCAGCAGCCAGCCACAGCCUCUGCCACCUCCAUCACAACUGUCCAACAUGCCAUUCUACAGCAUCACGCUGCGGCUGCCGCCGCCGCCAUUGGCAUUCACCCUCAUCCUCACCCCCAGCCACUUGCCCAAGUACAUCAUAUUCCCCAGCCCCAUCUGACUCCUAUUUCCUUGUCCCAUCUCACUCACUCAAUCAUCCCUGGCCACCCUGCCACUUUUCUUGCUAGUCACCCUAUCCAUAUAAUUCCUGCUUCAGCCAUCCAUCCCGGACCCUUCACUUUCCAUCCUGUCCCACAUGCUGCCCUCUAUCCCACCCUGCUUGCGCCACGGCCUGCUGCUGCAGCUGCCACUGCCCUUCAUCUUCACCCUCUUCUUCACCCCAUCUUCUCAGGUCAGGACCUGCAGCACCCUCCCAGCCAUGGUACUUGAGUUGGGACUAAGUUUAAGUUGGGCCAGGGAAGGUGACCUAUUCUUCCCUUGGGGGUGUUGAGCCAUUUAUACCAGCAAGUGAAAGCUGGAAUGGGCAGUGUCUUGACAGCCAAAGAAAUGAGUUUUGGCUUGCAGGGAUGGAUUUAGAUUUGAGGUUUGCUUUGGGUUUACUAUCAGGGAUAUUUUCCCCCUUUCUAUUCGUUCUCCCUCCUGUGUUUCUACCUUAGGGAACGCCAGUAAGUGCUACCCACACUCCUCUGCAGCAGACUGUCAAGCAUAGAUACUUCCUCCUCUACUUUGUAGUCCUCUGCUCUUCCUCCUGUAUAUUUAAAACAUUUCCCUCCUCUAAUGGGUUGUCACCAAAGCACUUGCCAUGGGCCCAUCUGGCCUGGCCUUCUCAAUGCCAGGCUGUCUCUUCAGCAGUGGACCCUCCACCACUUUUGGGCAGUGUCUUUGAACAACAUUUCGUGACAUUAUCCCAGAUGAGGUAGAAGAGGGAGUCUAACCUAGAACCAAAAGCAACUCAGGCUGCAAUUCGAUCCACUUUCCUUACAAACAGAGCCACGCAUUUGGCACUACUGUCUUCAUGCCCCUCAGCCCAGAAGAGGCAUCUACAUAUCCCAGAAAAGAAGAUCCUAUCAUGAGUAGAAGCUGUGCGGACCAUAGAGUCACUCAUGUGCUUCCCAGAAAGGAGCUUAUGUCUGGAGGGUAUAUUUUCUUCUGUUAUGUUGAUGUUUUCUUCUUAAUUUAUAGGAUUUUUUAAUGUAAAAUUGCACUGAACUCUAUAAACGUAAAUGCUGCUUUUUGUAGCCCAUAUUAAAAAGGUUCCGUAUUUGUAGUAUACUGCAAUAAUAUUUUUUACAUCCAGCUCUUUAAGUGAUCCUUGUUCUGGUGGCUUUCUGUAAAUACGUUUGCCCUAGUUGAAUUAAGAAACUUUAAAGGUUAUAAGGUUAAAAAAAUUAAUAAAGUAUUUGUUUUCUGCUAGAUACAAAAGUGACUAAGCAUGUAUAUUUUAUCAAGCUCCUGUAUUUUUUGAAGUUAUGAACUAUAAAAAUGUUUUUGUUUUUUGGUUUUUUGUUUUGUUUUUGCUGGGACAAGUGUUAAAUAAUUUGCAGUAAUUGGUUUAUUCUGCACUGGGAUUUUUGAGUUGAUGGGCAGCAAACAGCUGCAGGCAUCAGAAGGAUGCUCAGUUGCAAUGGUCUCCCUGACAGGCUUUGUUACACAGAGAAACAAUUGACUCAGUGGAGGAGGGGAAGAGUGAUUCAGCAGCUUUAUUCUCUGGAAGAAGUGACACUCGGUGAUUGUCUGGGAAGAAGGAGGGACCCUUGGUUUCCCUUGGUACCUUCUUCCAGACAGUCUAUUUGCCUUCCUAGUAUUUAGCCCCCUCUGACAAUUUUUUUAAUGUGCCUUUUGGGUUGGCUAGAAACUAAAAUAGAAGUAGACCAGAGGAUAAUAGAGUUGGGACAGUUUUCUCCUCUUUUUGCUGGGAGGUGAGCACGUUUAUAGGUACUUUUAGGUCUUUGGCUUCACAGUUGUAUGCCGUCUGCCUAGCUCGAUUUCAGCAGUAGAGAUUCCUUUUGCUUUUCUCCCGUGACACUGACCAGAAGUGCAUCAGUCCCUCUUCCCCGCUUGCCUUCACCCAGGCUCUCAGCCCUAGUUAACACUCUGGCCCAAAGGUGCUUGUAAUGCAGGUCUCAUCUCCUCUGCUGUUAGUGCUUGCUCUUCUUGUAACUGGGACUGGUUAAGCUGACAGCUGACAAGAUAAGCCCUACUUGCCUAGGCCAGGGUUUUCUAUUCAUGGCCUUCUCAGAUCCCCAGAAGGAGGAAGAGGUUUUGAGUUUCUGAGAAACAAGUGCUGAGCAAAUGAGGCCCUUGUUUGAGCCCAUCUUCACCUAAUUCGGAAAUACCACUCUUUGAAGAACUGGCCCUGGAGAAAUGAAAUCGAUUUGAAGUGAAGGGACUCAUUUUCCUUGCUUUCAGCCCAUGUAAAUAUUGAAAUAAAACAGUAUUAACAUUUGUGCUGCUUCCCGUUAGGUUGUAGAUUGAGCCAUACUCUGGCUGCCUCUCUGCUUUCCUGGAGGCAAUUUUUUCUUUAACUUCCAGAAUAGUAGUUUUAAAACUUCAGAAAAAAAAAAGGAAAAACAAAAUAACCUAUCCUUACUUACAAGCAUAACAGAUUGUAUUUAACUUUAUCACAUACGAUAGAGAUAUAUAUGCUGUAAAAUGAGGGAAAGGAACUUUCUAAUAAACCAAUGCUUUGUGGAAACUUAGCAGAGUCCGUUGUGAUUGUUGCCACUUCCACUCCCUCCAGCUGGGACAGGUUGGAGGUGUGGGUUAUAAACAAUGUCUUGUUGGAAGUAAUUAAAUAACAGAUCCUUGUAAACAUUGGAAUUGUUCUUCUGGAGCUUG
This is a messenger RNA of Microtus oregoni (creeping vole), 7136 nucleotides long. RefSeq names its product G-patch domain containing 8 (gene Gpatch8). Gene Ontology annotation, cellular component: nucleus. Lineage: Eukaryota; Metazoa; Chordata; Mammalia; Rodentia; Cricetidae. Gene Ontology annotation, molecular function: nucleic acid binding. The record is from RefSeq and is a predicted model, not a curated record. The coding region runs from base 207 to 4727 and encodes 1506 amino acids. The transcript is spliced from 8 exons.